AUGACCCCAGUUGUCAGCCAAGUAAAUGGCAUCAUCAAUCGCCUUGCAGAAGGAAGCAGGGUGCAACCCAAAGAGAGUAUGCGUCAUGAAUCGUUACGUCUAUGCACGUUCCGUACUUACCCAACUUAUGGGAAACCAUCAUGUAUAAAACUAGCCAAGGCUGGGUUUUAUUAUGCCAGUCAAAGCGAUGAGGUCAUAUGCUAUUGCUGCGCCAAACGCAUCAGUAACUGGAACGAAAAGGACGAUCCUAUGCGCGCUCACAGACUGGUAUCACCUAGCUGUCCUUUCUUGAUACGAAAUUCCGACAUCAACGAACCAGUCACAAACGAUAGCAUCGAAAGUUCCAAUCCACGACUGAACCGGAUACUGCAUUCGCUGGAUGCAUCAGACGAGCAAUCCGAUAGAGAGGAAAGAAAUAGUGACCCAGCAGCAAGUGAAGAAGUUUCUCCGUUAUGUACGUCUAGUUUAAACGCAACUGAGAAUGGUGCAAGUGGACACACGGCUGAAUUUACAGCAUGUCAAUCCACGCAACAUGCAUCUCUUAUAUCUAGCUUACCUGUUCACAAACACAGAAGUUCAGUCGCUGAUGGAAGUUCCGAAGAUAACAUUUCGACCGAGGCGCAAGUUUUUGCACCGAAUGCUGCACGAAAAAAAUCUCCGCUGGUUAAAGGGAAAGAAUUACAUGCGCGUGUUGCCUCCGCCAAGCGUGCAGACGAAACCCGAGAAAAGCUCCUCAGUGAAAACCGCGCCUUAAAAGCGCAGUGGAAAUGUCUGCGGUGUCAUAGAAACGACGUGUGCACCGCGUUCCUGCCGUGCGGUCACCUGGUUUCCUGUGAGGCGUGCAGCACCGACCCUAGUGCCAGGAAGUGCUUCUCGUGCGACGCGGUGGUGAAAGCCAGAAUCAAGGCGUUCAUUUCAUGAAGACCAUCUGAUAAUGUUACAUUUAUAACUGUGACCGCAUGUCC
Messenger RNA from Dreissena polymorpha, 965 nucleotides. Its product is annotated as baculoviral IAP repeat-containing protein 2-like. Gene Ontology annotation, cellular component: cytoplasm; nucleus; spindle microtubule. Gene Ontology annotation, biological process: regulation of cell cycle. The transcript is spliced from 2 exons. The record is from RefSeq and is a predicted model, not a curated record. NCBI's taxonomy places the organism in Eukaryota, Metazoa, Mollusca, Bivalvia, Myida, Dreissenidae. Bases 1 to 921 code for a protein of 306 amino acids.